CGCUCCUCCGUCCCCCGCCCCUCCUAGGUCCAGCUCAGGUCCUUUACUGGAGGCCCUCGGCAGCCAUGGGCUCGGAGAUGGAACCGCUGCUCCUGGCUUGGAGCUAUUUUAGGCGCAGGAAGUUCCAGCUCUGUGCCGAUCUAUGCACGCAGAUGCUGGAGAAGUCCCCUUACGACCAGGAACCAGAUCCAGAAUUGCCUGUACCUCAGGCAGCUUGGAUUUUGAAAGCACGAGCACUCACAGAAAUGGUGUACGUGGAUGAGAUCGACGUCAAUCGGGAGGGCAUUGCGGAGAUGAUCCUGGAUGAAAACGCUAUCGCUCAGGUCCCACGCCCGGGAACAUCUUUGAAACUCCCUGGGGCCACUCAGACAGGAGUCCCUAGUCCAGCUGUCAGGCCGCUCACUCAGGCUGGAAGACCCAUCACAGGUUUCCUGAGACCCAGCACGCAAGGCGGGAGGCCAGGCACCAUGGAGCAGGCCAUCAGGACGCCCAGAGCCACCUACACCGCCCGCCCGGUGACCAGCUCGUCCGGGAGAUUCGUCCGCCUGGGAACGGCUUCCAUGCUUACAAGUCCUGAUGGGCCUUUUAUAAAUUUAUCUAGGCUGAAUUUGACAAAAUAUGCCCAGAAACCCAAAUUGGCAAAGGCUUUGUUUGAGUAUAUCUUUCAUCAUGAAAAUGAUGUUAAGACUGCUUUGGACCUGGCUGCCCUUUCCACAGAGCAUGCGCAGUACAAGGACUGGUGGUGGAAAGUGCAGAUCGGCAAAUGUUACUACAGGUUAGGAAUGUAUCGUGAAGCAGAAAAACAGUUUAAAUCAGCCCUGAAACAGCAGGAAAUGAUAGAUACGUUUCUCUACUUGGCAAAAGUUUACAUCUCAUUGGAUCAGCCUGUGACUGCUUUAAACCUUUUCAAACAAGGAUUAGAUAAGUUCCCAGGAGAAGUAACCCUCCUUUGUGGAAUUGCCAGGAUCCAUGAGGAGAUGAACGACAUGUCCUCUGCUGCCGAAUUCUAUAAAGAGGUUUUGAAACAGGACAACACUCACGUGGAAGCCAUCGCCUGCAUUGGGAGCAACCACUUCUACUCCGAUCAGCCGGAAAUCGCGCUCCGCUUUUACAGGCGACUCCUGCAGAUGGGGGUUUAUAACUGCCAGCUUUUUAACAAUCUGGGUCUCUGCUGCUUCUACGCCCAGCAGUACGACCUGACUCUGGCCUCGUUUGAGCGCGCCCUUUCUCUGGCCGAAAACGAAGAAGAGGCGGCCGACGUCUGGUACAACUUGGGGCACGUGGCUGUGGGGAUAGGAGACACGGGUUUGGCCCACCAGUGCUUCCGGCUGGCGCUGGCCCACAACAACAGCCACGCCGAGGCCUACAACAACCUGGCUGUGCUGGAGAUGCGGAAGGGCCACGUGGAGCAGGCAAAAGCGCUGUUACAAACUGCAUCAUCUUUGGCGCCCCAUAUGUACGAGCCGCAUUUUAACUUUGCAACAAUCUCUGAAAAGAUUGGAGAUCUACAGAGAAGCUAUGUUGCUGCUCGUAAGUCUGAAGAAGUAUUUCCAGAUCAUGUGGAUACACAACAUUUAAUUGAGCGGUUAAAGCAGCACUUUGCUAUGCUCUGAUUACUCCUUAGACCAAAUAUCUAUUUUUAUGGUGGGGUACUAUACAAGAGAGGACCCCUCCCCACCAUGAAAGGAAUUAUAUCGUGGAGGGUGGGCCCCUUGUAGUACAGGCUUCCCCCACUGGGUGAAUGUUCCAGGAACCCGCCUGUAUCACUGUGCCAGCUGGUGGUGUUGUGAGAGGCUGCCUGAGCUUCAGUGAAUUUUUUCGAAGACUAUUUCAGUGUACUUGCCCAUUUCAUCACGGGGAUUUCCAAGCUUAUCUGCCUACACUGUGCUGAGUAUUCAGCGGUUUUUGACCAAAAACGGCACGACCCUGGUGUUCCAUCCUUCCCAUUCACCUGAUCCCACCCCGAGUGACUUUUUUUUGGUCUCCCUGGAUGAAAGUAGUCCUCAGAGGGAAGCAUUUUGCCGAGGGGGAAGAGGUGAAACAUCCUGCAGAAGCACUGGAAGGCAUCAAAACCGACCAGCUCACGCACUGAGCGGGGAAAAAACGCCUCGACAGGUGGUACUGCAUCAAAUGGAGAGCACUUUGAAGGGGACUGAGUUUAAACACGGAGGAAUAAAUACACAAUUUUUAAUAAAUUUCUGUUUUGGGGGGUCCCUCCUUGUAUAAUCAUAUAAGGGAAAAAUUGCGUAAAUAUAUAUCUGUGUAAUACAAACUUGUGCUUUAUAUUAGUGAAGAUGACAUGAGGGACUUUAAAUAAGGGUGUAAAUUAAAACUUUUUUUUAAAGGAGA
Messenger RNA from Artibeus jamaicensis (Jamaican fruit-eating bat), 2349 nucleotides. RefSeq names its product tetratricopeptide repeat domain 8 (gene TTC8). The record is from RefSeq and is a predicted model, not a curated record. Gene Ontology annotation, molecular function: protein binding. Gene Ontology annotation, biological process: non-motile cilium assembly. Gene Ontology annotation, cellular component: BBSome; ciliary basal body; non-motile cilium. The transcript is spliced from 15 exons. Lineage: Eukaryota; Metazoa; Chordata; Mammalia; Chiroptera; Phyllostomidae. The coding region runs from base 66 to 1613 and encodes 515 amino acids.